This is a messenger RNA of Polistes canadensis, 4639 nucleotides long. It is a transcript of the gene Rchy1, whose product is annotated as RING finger and CHY zinc finger domain-containing protein 1. Bases 331 to 1335 code for a protein of 334 amino acids. The transcript has 5 exons. The record is from RefSeq and is a predicted model, not a curated record. Gene Ontology annotation, cellular component: nucleus. Lineage: Eukaryota; Metazoa; Arthropoda; Insecta; Hymenoptera; Vespidae. Gene Ontology annotation, biological process: protein ubiquitination; ubiquitin-dependent protein catabolic process. Gene Ontology annotation, molecular function: ubiquitin protein ligase activity; zinc ion binding.
AGAGAGAGAGAGAGACGUGUAGAAAUAGAGUAAGGAAAAAAAUUCAAGUUAAUAGAUGUGUAGGAGAAAAGAAAAGAAAGAAAUGGAGAAAAAGAUAUAGGUAGAAAUGGAGAUUUUUUGAAUCCCUGUGCCGAAGAUUGUUUGUCUUUUUACCGAUUUUAAGUGAUACGCCUAAAGGAGCAUAUUAAUUAAGCAAAUAAACUGUGAUCCAUCAUCGAGACGUGGAAGUCGGUGGUGGAAGAACUGCUGGAUAGGAGGACGACCGGAGGAGCAGGUCGAUGAGGAAGAGGAAGAGGAAGAGGAGCAAGAGGAAAAAGAGGAAGUAACGCAAUGGAGAAUAGCGAAAAAGUGCGUGUUGUAGAGAACAUUGAUGGCGAAGCCGCGUCGUCCAGCGAUAAUUCCGAGAGAGAAGCAAAUUCGACGCGUUCUGAAAAGGAACAUCGCGUAUCACCUUCGGAAGAGAAUCCUUCUAUUACCCCCACAGAUGAAAGUCAUACUUCAACCUCAGCAGACGAGUCGACUGCAACAUCCGAAGAUGAUUACGGCUGUGAGCACUAUAAACGGAAAUCGAAGUUUGUGACACCUUGCUGCAAUAAGGUUUAUACAUGCCGGUUUUGUCAUGAUGAACAAGAAACACAUACUGUGAAUAGAAAAGAAGUAACAGAAUUAAUAUGUGUUCUAUGCGAUACUCGUCAGCCUGUACAGGCUAUGUGUCAAAACUGUCAUUGCCAUUUUGGAAAAUAUACCUGUUUAGAAUGCAAUCUUUUCGAUGAUGAAGAUAAGAAUCAAUACCACUGCGAUGGUUGUGGAAUAUGCAGAGUUGGCGGACGGGAUAGAUUUUUUCAUUGUGCCAAGUGCAAUAUGUGUCUCCCUAUUCAGCUACAAAAUGGUCAUACGUGUGUGGAAAAUGUAUCACAUGCAAACUGUCCCGUUUGUUUAGAGGAUAUUCACACAAGUCGGAUUCCUUGCCAUAUCCCAGGUUGUGGGCAUUUGCUUCAUCGGACUUGUUUUGAGGAAUUGUUACAUUUUGGUCAUUAUGCGUGUCCUACGUGUCAGGUAUCUCUUUUAGAUAUGACAGACCUAUGGAGAUUUCUUGAUAUGGAAGUAUCUUUAACACCAAUGCCAGAAGAAUAUAGGGAUUAUAAGGCAGAUAUUUUAUGUAAAGAUUGUCACGAGGAAUCUACUGUGAAAUAUCAUGUUGUUGGAUUAAAAUGUUUGAAUUGUGGUAGUUAUAAUACCUGCAGAGUCAAGGGAUCUCCUUCGCCUGAUGAUAAUGCUUUAGACGAGGCAGCUGGUGGUAGCAGUACAGGUGACAUGGAACAAUCUCAGAGAUAGAGUUUUAAGUAUUAAAGGAUAAAUUUAUUAAUUUACAAUAGAAUGCGGAACAGAAUUAAUGAGAAUACUUUGGAACGCAAUUUGGAUCAAUGUUUCCACAACGUAUUUUUUAAUAUAUUCCAUUAUUUGUGCUGUUUAAUGAUAUUUUGAGAUUACUGUUUUUAAUAUAAAAUUCUAACAAGGGGAGACCGGAGUGCAAGAGGCUUAGAUUUUUUCAAACUUUGCGCACUUGUAGUAGUCCUUGAAAAUAUACAUUAUACUUUAAAAAAGAACGAAAUCUCCAACCGUUUGCGAAAAAACGGGGGUAGAAAUUUCGCAAAAAUUCUUAUAUUCACUUUUUUUUUCUUCGGUAGCGUAAUAGGUAGCAACGCGGUCCCAUGUGUCUCUUAUGUCACCGGAUCGAUUCCUCGACAGGGAAAAUUAUUCUUUUCCUUGAUUUUUUUUUAUCUUUUUAUUUCUUAUUUCCAAUAUUGUAAAGUAUGUUAAUUUAGGUUAACUUUUUUUUUUUAGAAAAAAGAAAUAAGUGAAUAUAAGAAUUUUUGUGAAAUUUCUACCCCCGUUUUUUCGCAAACGGUUAGAGAUCUCGUUAUUUUUAAAUGUACAAUGUGUAUUUUCAAGGACUACUACAAGUGCGCAAAGUUUGAAAAAAUCUCUCUGCCUCUCGCAUUCUGGCCUCCCCUUGUAAAUAGAUAAUGACCAUUAAUUGUUAAAAAUCUUAGUUAAAAAAUAUAUUUGCUGUACAUUUAUAUGUGCAUGUUUAAAAUUUAGAACAUAGUAGGUAUAUUAACACGUUAACUGCUGCGUCAGAAAAUUCUGAUCAGGCUGCGUUAUCCGUAUUCGGGUGAUGCUUAUUUGAGCACUUACAAGGUAAGUUAGUAGGUAUUUGGAAAGAUAUUUCACAGGAUAUAAUUUCACACAAUAAAUUCACAAUUAGUUCGAGUCCAUUUAUGCAUCCGUGAAGAUGGGGUUAACUCAGAUUUAUUUAAUUUUUGUUCAGCAUAUCUAUUUGUUUCUAAUAAUACAAGCAAGUCUAUUAUUUCGUCAUCAACAAACAAAGUAAACACAUCGUAGGGAUUGAUAUUGCUAGGUAAUUUUUUAAUAAGAUUGCCUGUUUCAGUAAAAGAAAAUGAUUGUUGCCGACAACUAAAUUCGUUCCAUUUUCUAAGCUGAAUUGCAUGUACUUUUUUUAGUAUCCACUGUUCUUUCUUCCUCAAGAACCAAUUUUUGUAAAAUAUGAUCAAUAAUAUCUAUGUCACAUUUACUAUUACUGCAUUUAUUAAUAUCCGAAUCAAAAUCUGACUAUGUAAUUAAACAAUAGACCCAAUAUGUUUACACACCUAUAUAGAGUAAGUUUCAAUCUUAAAAGUGCACCAUGGUAUAACAGUGCACAUGGCUUGACAGAAAUUUUCUUAUAAACUCGCGUGGCAGUUAACGUGUUAAUUAGUUCAAUUUAAAAAUUAGAUCAUAUUUGAAUACAUCAAUAUUACUGAAAUAAGCAUCACAGCUGGAGCUUCGUAGAAGCUUAUAUAAGGAGCUAAGGAAAAACUAAAUGCCGGUAUUUACUUCUUCCUACUUGCUCUGCAAUAUUAAUAAUUUAUAUUUAUAUUCGUCAAAGAGGCAAGGUACAAAUUAUGAUCAUAGUCCGGAAAAAGUCAAAAGAAAUAUACCAGCAUAAUAUACUCCAGUAUUACGUAUUUGAAACUGGUAUGCAUUAAGCAUAAUAAUUGUUUAUGGCUUGUUACUUUUUAAUUUCAUAUACGUUAGACUGGAGAUAAUAUAACAGAUCUUGUUACUUUUAAGUUGAAUGUACAUUAGACCGAAAGUAAUAUAUAAUUUGUUUUUAUAAUACUUUUCUUAGAUAGCAAAAUUAUUAAUAAUAUAAAUCGUAGGGCAUUAUUGAUUCUUGAAAUUGAUAAAUUUACGUAACUGGCACUAAGAACAUCUCUAAUAUAGAUAAGUGUACUAAGGAAUUUUUGAUCAUUACAUUCAAAUAUUUUAAUAAUGUUCUAACAUUUUUUUAAAUGUUCUUUUCAAGAUAAAGUUUAUAAUAUACUCUUUUAAUAUGCAGCAACAAGAGAUAUUUUAAAGCAUAUUCUGCAUGGGAAGAAAUAAAAUUGGACAAAUAAUACAUUUUUUAAUUCACUUUUUUAUCUCUCCAUAGAAUUUUUUCUUGAAUUUUAUAUCGUGCAUUUACUUAUUUGUUAUAAAACUUGUUCACAGUGCUUGGAGUAAUUAUUUUGUAUAUUUGAAUAUAAGUAAGAUUAAAAUAAUUAAAUUAACAAAAUUACAUCAUCUUUCAAAUACUCCAAAAUUGCAUAAUAAAGUUGAGUCAUAGCUGAUUAUUAGAAACUGAUAUGGUAUUUCAUGAUUUGAUGGAAAUUCAUUAUAAAAUUUUAACAUGUCUUUACCUAACGUGUUUUUAUGAAAUUAACAACUAUGUAUAUAUAUAUUGAAAGUAUUAAUUUCUGUUGUUCGAUGGUACGAACCAGUGCAAUUAUAUUUCUGCAUCAAAAAUAUUAAACUAGAUGUCCAUGUGAAGAUAAAUAAUGACCCAUCGAAAGCUAAUUAUAUAUGUACAUAUGUACACCUUCAUAUGUAGUAGUUUUAAUUUCAUUCAACAUUUGUGCUCAUACGGACGUAGUUUGACACAUUUUAUUCGUAUCUAGUUUAACUAUAUAUUGUAUAUUUCAAUGUAGCACAGAAUGUCGUAUGGCAUUUAUAGAUCAGGUACACUUUAGUCGUAUUAUAUCAGUCAGCAAAAAUUAUGUGGUGGUUCAUGUAUAUCAUAUUUCUUCGACUCACUCAUAUCAAAUAACUUAAAAUAAUACUUUUACUACGUUAAAUACCGCAUAUAGCAAUUGAAUAUCUUCGAAUUAGAGCGAAUAUUAAACAGCACCAGAUUUCAACUUAAUAAGAUACAUAGAAUAGUUUGUUAUUUGAGUUUUACUCAUUAUAUGGUAAAACAAACUUCUUUUGUUUCUACCGUUUUUCCAUUCCAAUUCAUUCCAAGGCACGCCGUUAAAGAAAAUAUGUGGCACAUUAUAAAUUUAGGAUUUAGAAUUUAGAAUUUUGGUGUAUCACAUAGUCAUAUUUCACAUCUAUUAUGGCACCUUCCACAAGGCUUCUCGUUGUGGUUUUAUAUAGCCAAAGUAAAACACACAAGUUUUGUGUAACUAUCGUUAUGUUUUUAUUAUUCAAUUGUAAAUUAAAUAUCAAUUACAAAGGCUCUUUGUACAUAACGGGCGCAAUAUUAUGCUUUUGUUUUAUAUAAUAUAGUAUAUCAAAUAAAUUGAUCAUUAUUCAA